GUAGUGUUAAAUUUUGCCGAAUUAUUUCUAAUUUUCAAAGCAAUAAAAUCCAUUAUUACAUCAUUACAUGCAAAAAUGCACAUUGCACUUGUACAUACAACUUUAUAAUUUGUGAUUGCACAGGGAAUCAAGGAAUAAACUACCGAGACAUCAAGCAAAAGCAAUUUUUAAAAUAUAAAAUAUUCUCUACCGGAAGAUGAUUGACACAGAAUACAUGUACCCUGACGGGAUGAUUGAUUAUUGAUUACUCUCUUUGUAGUAGUUUGUAAGAUUUCUUGUAACAAUGAUUUGUGAUAAUUCGUUGUUAUCACCGAUUCAAAAUGAUACAAAUUUACCUUUUUCAAAUUCCACUAUUUUCCAAAAAUCUCUUGAGUUAGAAAAUGUCGAAGGUAUGGAAAAUGAAAUCACAACAUUCGAAAAAUUUCUUAAUGUAUUGCAUCCAAAACUUGUGGCUGAUUAUCUUAAAUUAGCUUUAUUAUUUCUUAAGAGUUCUCAAACAUCUUUAACUUUGCCUAAUGUUUCGAAUUUGAAAACGUUUUUUAUUAAAAUUGUGAACAACCCAAAUAAUCUUGGUUGUACAAUGUUUGACGACACAUCAAAACAAAUUGCAAUGGAAAUAAAUGAAAUAUUGCAAUAUAACAAAGAAUCCUACCAAUUUGUAUAUGCUUAUGACAAUGGAAACUGCAGUCAAAAAGAGCUGGUGUUGAAAAAAAAAUAUUUUGAAGGUUCAAGUAACUUGUUGGAACGAAGUUCACAUGACAAUCAAGUUUCCAUUGCCGAGGACAAUGUAUCAAAAAAUCAAGGAGGUGAAGAAAGGCAGGGAAACUUAAUUACAAGUGACUUUAAGCAUCAGUGGUUGACUACAACGCUAAGCUUCAUUAAAAAUAACAAACUAAGUACUCUAGAGUACCCUGAAAUGCCUGGAGCUUGUACAGAUUUCAUAGAGUACACUAUUAAUCAUUGUAAUAAUAAACAUGAUAUAGAUCUUAAUUUAAAGCCAUUAUAUGCGUCUAUUUGGGAAGCAAUGACAAUAUUCAAACUGAAAUAUGACUUUUUAUUAAAAUCAAAUGUCAGAAGCAGUAAUACUGUACAACUGACUCUAGAAAAAAUUCCAAAGAAACAGGAUAGCGUAAAUACAAACCCAGAAGGUAACAAAGACAAAUCAAAUAAAUCCGCAAAACGUCUCAAGGAAAGGCAGAAAAUGAUAAAAAAGAAAACUGCAGUUAUGGAUGCCGUACCGAUAGAUUUCGUAAUGGAUUCGUUAAAACGGAUUGUGGAGUUCAUGGAAGACCAAUUCAGUGCCAGUAUUGUAUUCAAAAAUGUGACACCUAAGGAAUGGAAAUUUCUCAUGAAUGUUAAAGCUAUUGUCAGAAAUAGGCAUAUUCUGAUAACCGAAUUAUCCCCAGCUAUGAACGAUCUAUUGAAACGAAUUGGUGCAGCUAACAUAAACGCAUUCAGCUUGGUUUUAAAUGAGAACACAUUUAAAAAUAAGAAAAGAAAUGUUACACUGGAGAAGAUACCUAAAUAUAUAACGCAAACGUCUCCUAAGAAUAGCCCUCAAUUAAAUCGCUCAAUUUCUCGGUGUUCGCCCCAAGAGCGAAACGCACAGCCUACGUUUGAUGAGAGUAGUCCUAGUGAUAAAUUACUAAAGGCACUUACUACAUCCACGAAAAAUGAUGAUUGCACAAGUGUUUCGUCUAUGGAGAUAAAGUCGCAGAGUACUUCGGGGGUAAAUGAGACUGAUUUAAAUUCGCCAUCCCUGAAAUCACGUCACACUAGCAUCGAGCGAAGAACAAUUAGUCAAAAGCCGAUUAUAAAUUUCCAAAGUGCUGGGAGUGUUGAUCCAACCAGUAAUGAGAAUAUUACUCCGACUAAAGAAAACUGGCACAGUGGUAAUAAAGAGCGAGGAAGGAGCCACGAGAGGCGGCACGAUCGAAUGAAGAGUAAGCUUUUGAAGGCCAUGUCAGUGCCACUGGAGAGUGAUAUCGGUUUAAGAAUGAUGCGCUUGAUGGGUUGGAACGGAGGAGCUCUAGGCACAAGGGGCGAAGGCAUUGUGGAGCCUAUUAUACCGGACUUGGGUAUUAUAACCGGAGCAGGCUUGGGUCAUAGUGCCGAACCGAAACGUCGUGCGGAAAGUUUCAAAAGAAAAAAUAAAUCUUCAAGAACAAAUUGUAUUGGUCCGAGUGACGGCGACUCGUAUGAAAAAACUCUGACUGGGACAGAUUCUGGCCACAGCAACAUAACAAAUAAGGACACUUUAAGUGAAAACGUUUCUUCAACAGUAUAUUCUAUCAACUCUGAUGACGACAACAUACAUGAAAAAACUGCUAUUGAAGGAGACUUGGCGCAGUUAACUCAAUCAAAAUAUGAAAAGAACAAAAUUGUCAGAACUCGUUUGAAGAUUUUUGGAGAAAUCCUAGAAUUUCUUUGCUCGGAUGUUAUGAAUAAAACAGUUGUUUUUGAGAAAAAGCUAAAUAAUAACGAAAAGAAAUUUUUAAAGCCUGCCAUUAAAAGUUUUAAUAAUAGAAGUAAUAUAUCUUUUAAUAAUAAAGAAGAGUGUGACUUGAUAGAUAAAAUUCGAAAUGAAAUGCUGUUAAACCGUGCAGUGGUAAUUGAAGCUAAUUUUACGAAGGCUGCAAAGUAUGGCCACUACUUCUUUACACUUAUUCUUUUAUACCUACUAAUUUGAUUUUCACAAUAUUUUUUUUAUAUGUGCAUGCAUUCUAUGAGUAAAAUAUUAUUAAUGUUGUAUAAGUUUGCUUGGCUGUUCUUAAAAAACUUGACACAUUAGACAAUUAAUAACUAGGUACUAUAUAUUGUACAAAAUUCGUUGCUAAGGUACAACAAUUAGAAUAAAAUAUAUUACCAUCAUUGUAUUAAUUUCUUUGGCAGGGUACUUCAUCUAUCAAAAACAAUCAAUAAGAUAGAUCUUCAAAUCCCAAUUAUGAAAAGAUUAGAAGAGAGAACAAAAUAUAUUAAUGAUAAUGACACACAAAACUAUGCCGAGACAGAUAGUGUUCAGGGAAUGAAAAUAUUAUCGAUUGACAAAUUUAUAUCAACAAUGGAUUCUAUGCAAUCCUAUGGAGUAUAUAAUGAGAUAUCGUUCAAAGCGUUAGCUUACAGGCUCAUGAUGUUAGAGGAAAUUUUGGAAUUCAUAGAGAAAGAUGAAUCAGAAAGAAUCUAUUGCACAGAUACUGAUAUGCUUAAGUAUAUGAAGUUCGUGAAAAAUUUUAUUACAAGUAUCAACGAAAGACGAAAAGAUAAGCAAGUUACGGCGAUUGAAGAAUCAGUCGCCGAACAGAUUUUGAAUAGUUUAGGAAACUCUUAUCUUAUUUUUGAAUGUGAUAGACGCUUAAAGCAAAUGAAAUUAAAAAAAAUGGUUUAUGAAACUAAAUUAAUGAAUUCGCCCAAAUCUGAACCUACUUUGUUAAAUGCCUUUGAUCCUACAAGUGAUUUAGCAAGCACAAAUAAAAAUGAAGAAGAGGAAGUAUCACAGACUGAAAAUGUAAUCCAGUAUGAUACUUAUGAACCAGUAUCCUGCAUACUUGAGUCUAAGAACGCCAAAGAUGUGAAAAUAGAUGACUUAAAUGAAAGGGAGCUUUCAAAUGAAGACAUAGAAAUGAUUGAUCUAACAUCAGACGACAUAAGCGUAACUUGUGUUGAAAAUGUCAUAUCAGGAGAAUCUGGUGAAGUUCCAAAACAUAUAAUAGAUUUAGGAAAUGCUAUUUUGGAAUCGGAAGUGCAUGUGGGUACAUCUGAGAAGGAAAUUAAAGUUAAUAAUCAAACAGAGUCACCAAUAAGUAAACAAAUUCGUACUGAAUCUGAAAAAUCUCAAGUAGAAUAUGCAAAAAAAGGCUUGGUCAAAAGUUUUAAGGAUGUUUCCAUACUACCUAAUAACCCAGAGGAAAAAAUGAGUUUGAAUUUGGUUAAAACUGUUCAAAAUCUGAUAUCGGAUUCCAUAGACCGCUCCAAAGAUUUCUUACCAUUGUUACAGUGUCAUGGACUUAUUGAUGAUCGCGUAGUAUACAGUUGCUAUAAUGAAAACACUUACUCAUGGCUAAGAAAUGUAAUUAAUGACCAAUUUUUAAUGGUAGAUACUUCUUGUGCAUCAGAAGAUAGGCACAAAUUACAAAUGAAACUAAAAACCGUUAUUGAUAAUGAUAACGUUGAAGCCAUAUUAAAUAGAUUAAAAUUGUAUAAUUCUGGCUUAGAUACGAGUACCUGGACAGUGGCUAAUAAAAUAGUGUGUAAUGAUUCUACAGUGCUAGAUUUAGUAGUAGAUGACAAUGCAUUCCACUUCAUAAGUCAGUCAAAUUUUUCGCUAUUUGCUGGAGUGGAUAAAGCCAAAUUCAGCGUCAUUUGGUAUUAAGUGUUUUUAAUAACGUAGAUUACAUCGUUGAAUCAUGGUCAAAACAGGUUUUGCCAUUCUUAUUUUAGGAUUAUUAAUAGAAUCAGGCUUUACUUUGCGUAAAUCCAUUAUAUUAAAGUUGGUAAAAAUUACUUUGCCUACAUCCGCUCAAUGAAAUAAAAUAAUGUGUCUUACAUAGUUUGAAGAGCACCGCACCGCGGAUAGUGCGCGCAAUUGAGAAAAGUAAUUUUUUUUAUCACCAACUUUAAUUCUCAUUUUGGUUAAAAAACUGAACUAUGUAUAUUGAAAAACAAAUGACGGCAAUGAUCACAGGCAGCUUAAAAGGCUAGUGUUUGCAAAUCUGUUAUGGGUGUGAAAAGUUUUUUUACCUGUAUUAUUUACUCAUGGAUAGGUGCAAGGGAUCGAAUCCCAAAUUGAAUACAACAGUUUAUGUAUGAUACUCAAAUUAUUUUCAAUGCAAGAAAGUAAUAUUUUCUGUGAACAUUUUUAGGCUUCUUAUGGUAUGUUGAGGCGAUGUGGCAACGGAGAGACAUACAAACUACUUAGCUCGUCUAGUUUCAGAUCGCAUAUUUACCGUCUACCAUACAUUUUACGCCAUUGCUUGACGUUGAGACGCUGCACCAACUGCGGCGAUCUCAUCUCUAGAAACUAAGGCUAACUAAAUUAAAUAUAUUUCUAAGACGUUUAGCCUUUACUUUUUUAGAUUGUUGAAAAAAAGCGCGUAUAUUACUUUUUGGGAUACAGAGAAUUCUGUAUCUAUGAUCUGCUAGGAUGCAAAAAUUGAUUAGACUGAUUUAAUUAUCCUACACUGACUUAAUAUAAUAUUUUAUAGUAAAGUUUCUAGUAAUUAAAUUUCAUCUCUAUAAUAAGCACAUACAUCAGUAGUACAAAAACCAUUUCUUUAUUGUGAUAGUAAAAUUAAGGACAAGUAUUACAUAAUAUGUAACUUGUUUAUAAACUUGUUACCGUAAUAUAUUUUUCUUGAGUCUCUGUAAAUAAAAUGUUACUUUACUAUU
Molecule: messenger RNA, 5385 nt
Organism: Parnassius mnemosyne (clouded apollo)
Lineage: Eukaryota; Metazoa; Arthropoda; Insecta; Lepidoptera; Papilionidae
Source: the annotation of a GenBank genome assembly